CUUUGAUCAUUUCGCCCUUUACUAACCUCAUCUCUACCCCUCUCACUUGCACUGCUUCCACCAUCCGUACUAACCCUGCUAUCCAGCACACCCAUAUCAUCCAUUGCGGCCAUAGUAACUCAAUCCUCACGAAGACGAGAGAAACAAAAUCCAUAUGUUGACAAAGUAGGCAAUAUGACAACUCUACCAAACCAAGAGUGCUUUGAUCUUGUGAUCUAUAGAGGCACCUCGUCCACGCAACAUGAUGACACCAGCCAAGAAACCCACGACGACCGGAUUACAUUUACUGGCACUUGGAAAACCAUUCGUACUAGGGCCCAAGAAUACUGCGGAAGGAUAUAAUGCCGAGCUUCAAGUCUUCGGGUGCUUGGGUGCGUUGUCGCAGGCCUUAGAGGCCUUGGGUUCCCUCAACUAUGGCGUGGAACUCACGCUAUUACGCCCCGAUGACCCCAAGGCUAACAACAAGAGACGGCGCACGGCUAGGGAGAAUGGAGGCUUGGAAGCAUCAGACCAACAUCAACAGACCAAGGAAGCUUCUCAUAUUAUCCAAACGGCUAAUCCUAACGCCUGCGCCAAUUGUGGUGAAAUUGAUCACAAGGCAGCAUUUUGCGUCACAGUUGGGAAAAGUGGCUGGAUGGAAGCGUGCUGCAAAUGUGACAGUCAAGAGCAUGCCUACGAAAGUUGCCCUCGUCGCCAGCAGGAUGAAGAUUUCACGUAUCUCAUCUUGAACCGAGGAAACAUUGGCCCCGUCAAAUCUUCACUGCAUUUGGGACAGGUUAUACUAAUGGAACUCCAUCGGCCCGACUCACUGUAUGUAGACACCGACAUUGUUGCUCUGCCACACUCGGCUGCAUUUUCUAUGCAAGUCGGACAAUGGCGGAAUAAAGAUGAGACCGGCUAUGCUAUUGAACUCGCGCGUCACGGCCAAUCGUUAGGUCGCGCUAUACAUACCCUUAAAGAUCAUCAUUGGACGACCCAGGAAGAGCAUAAAGUCGACGAAAACGUCACAUGCGAGAACUGUGGGCAAAUAUAUCAUUCGGUAUACGAGUAUUUGGCUCUUUGCGGAUUUUGUGGGAGCGAUAAGCACGUAACAAUGUUCUGCGAAGAUAGAGCUAGGGUAUGCCUCUGUUCCAAAUAUCCCAAACACAGCAGAGAUUGUUGCAAGAAUGAAUGCUGGUACUGUGCGGCUGUACAGGCAAAUCACAACCCCCAUUACAUUUCAGAGUGUCCCAUUAUUUGUCAUAUAUGUCUUGAGCCAGGUCACAAGACGAAGAACUGUAAGAUAAAGCGAUUAAGCCGAGCAUGCCGGAGAUGUUCGAUGGAAGAAUAUCACUAUCCUCUAGUUCACAAUAUAUGCCCCGGAGCCGGUUGCAUGCGCAUUCUGGCAACACAACCUUGCGAGGAUCAUUGCCAUAUCUGUGGCUAGGAGCUCAGCUUUGACAGAUUUCUUGAGACUGCAGGCUUACCAAAGCACAAGUGCCAGUGGAAGAGCGGCAUUUGGUUCGGGCCGCAUAUGGGAGUUGGCCUUAGGUGUAGACAAAAUUCUCAACACCCCACUGACUUCUCCCAAUUACUGAAGAAAGCUCGUUUGGCAGCUUUAGGGGCUAUCCUCUGCGCUGCUGCUGGCGGUAGUGAGGUGAAAUCACAGCCUAUAGAGUGCAUCGCGUGCCAACUUCUUGCAAGAAAUAAACAAGAAUCAUAUGUGAAGUACGUCUUGAUUAACUUUUAUUUAAACUGCUCUAUCUAACAAGGACGUCUCACAGUGAUCUUCUCGGGUGAAAGGAAGGCCUCCUCGCGCAAUGGCUUAGAGAAUAUUUACUUCACUCAUAUGCAGCUGGUGAUCUCGCUUGUCCAUUGUCCGAUAGAAUAGGGAUUGAUUUUGAUGGUAUGUCUAUACUUAAGAGACAGGAUGGAU
This is a messenger RNA of Xylaria bambusicola, 1915 nucleotides long. RefSeq lists its product as uncharacterized. The transcript has 2 exons. Gene Ontology annotation, molecular function: zinc ion binding; nucleic acid binding. Lineage: Eukaryota; Fungi; Ascomycota; Sordariomycetes; Xylariales; Xylariaceae. The coding region runs from base 242 to 1426 and encodes 394 amino acids. The record is from RefSeq and is a predicted model, not a curated record.